AAUCGGAGAUUUCGCUCAAAACGGGUUCGACUGGUCGCACGAUCGCUCCGCUUUCGCAACCUUGCGAAAGCGACGCGACAAGUAACCGCGCGAGCAAGCAAGUGUGCGUGCAUAAGGAACAAACAAGCAAAACAACGCCCCUGCACACCCGCUGAAGCCGGCGUUCUCCUGCCUACCCUGUCUGGCCACCACAAGCAGUCGGCCAACAUGGCAGAUCAGGCGCCGAGCAAAUCUGAUAUUACGACGAUUUUUAAGCGACUCCGGUCAAUACCAGCGAACAAGGUGUGCUUUGAUUGCGGUGCCAAGAACCCGACAUGGGCCAGUGUCACCUAUGGCGUGUUCAUCUGCAUGGACUGCUCGGCAGUGCACCGGUCCCUGGGGGUGCACUUGUCCUUUGUGCGGUCCACCCAGCUGGACACCAACUGGACCUGGCUACAGAUACGUGCCAUGCAAGUGGGAGGCAAUGCCAAUGCGGUGUCAUUCUUCCAGCAGCACAGCUGUACCAGCUCAGAUGCGCAGCAGAAGUAUAACAGCCGUGCUGCGCAGCUGUACCGGGAGAAGCUCCACCAGCAGGCCGCCACAGCGAUGCGCGUCUAUGGGACCAAUCCGCUGAUGGAUCACCAUGAGAAUGCACCAGAAAGCCCAGACUCCAAGGAGGAGCACGACUUCUUCCGAGAGCACGAGGAAGCCUUGGCGGCCCAGGCGAGCAGUGCCCAACAGCAGACGUGCGAGCCGGGCGCCUUGUUCCAACCGCCACCAGCCGAGCCCAUCCAGGUGACUCCCUCCCUGGCUGGCUCGGCCCUUGUUGGCUCUUCAACACCCUCGUCUUCGGCCCGGAAGCCCCAGCGGAAGCCAGGAAAGGGCCUUGGAGCACAGAAGGUCAGCGCCAACUUUCAGGACAUUGAGCGCGAAGCACAGAAGGCGGAUGAGAUGCGUGCAGCCAGUGCUAGCCAAGCCAGUUCCAAUCAGGCAGCUUCGAGUGUGGAUGCAGAGGAGGCUGCGAGACAGUUGGCCUCGAUGCGGCUGGCGUACAGAGACCUGGACAAGGACAUACGCAACAAGCAGGUCGAUCCUCGCAAGGCACAGCAGAUGGAGCGACUAGGCAUGGGCCUGGGCGGUAGCGGCCGUGCCGCUGUAUCGCACUCAGCACUUGCAGACAUGCGUACCAUUGCGCAAGAGACGCCACAGACCGCUGGCGGAGACCGAUCAAGCCACGAUUUUUUGAGUGGCACAGGCUUCUUCUCUUCAGGUGGCUCGCGAGGUGGUGGCUACGGCAGCAGCGCCGGUGACAGCCUGUUCGAUGAUGGGCCAUCCUCACGGCCAAUCCCGUCGUCCCUUUCUUCCUGGGACACUGUCACCACUUCUCCAGACAGAGACGAAAGUUCUGGCCGCAGUCGGCAUGUGGUUCAACAGGGACCGGCGACUGAUGAAGCCCGCAAGAAGUUUGGCAAUGCCAAGGCAAUCUCAUCUGAUCAGUUCUUUCACGGCUCUGCAGACUCUGAUUUUGAGAAGAGGGCCCAGCUGGCACGCUUCGAAGGCUCGUCGUCCAUCUCGAGUGCCGACUACUUUGGUGGUGGGCCAGGUUCGAGCAACAUGUCGCAUUCCAGCAGCAGCCUGUCGGGACCGAACCUGUAUGAGAUUCGAGAAGGAGUCCGGGACGGAGUCACUAAGGUGGCUUCACGACUUUCCUCGCUUGCAAAUGGUGUCAUGAGCUCUCUGCAGAAUCAUCAAGCAGCCUCGUAUGGCACCUUUGAUAUGAGCGCCAAUGAGGGCAGGGAUGAAGCUGGACAGUGACAGUUGUAAAGAAACCUGCAGUCACUUGGCUAGCAGAGCAUGCAACAGCAUGACGAUGGCUGAAAUAUAGACUGACCAGGUCGCAUGCAAGUAUAUAGAAAGUGAACCGUGCUCACGGAUCGUUACGGCUAUUGAAAAAGAGGCCUUUGGGACUGUUCCAUUUUUUUUUUUUUUCUGAUGAAGUUUGAAGAUGGUUCUGCGGUGGUCUUCAUGCCACUUCCCGUUGGUGCGUCUCUUGGGGCUGCCUACAGCGAAGGCCAUUAUUGAAAGUGCAAAUAAACAUGCCGUUUGUAGGUUUGUAA
This is a messenger RNA of Dermacentor silvarum, 2096 nucleotides long. It is a transcript of the gene ArfGAP3, whose product is annotated as ADP-ribosylation factor GTPase-activating protein 2-like. Bases 208 to 1794 code for a protein of 528 amino acids. Lineage: Eukaryota; Metazoa; Arthropoda; Arachnida; Ixodida; Ixodidae. The record is from RefSeq and is a predicted model, not a curated record. The transcript is spliced from 12 exons. Gene Ontology annotation, biological process: COPI coating of Golgi vesicle. Gene Ontology annotation, molecular function: GTPase activator activity.